Teleopsis dalmanni is the source of this 5952-nucleotide messenger RNA. It is a transcript of the gene RhoGAP100F, whose product is annotated as rho GTPase-activating protein 100F. Gene Ontology annotation, biological process: signal transduction. The transcript is spliced from 12 exons. The record is from RefSeq and is a predicted model, not a curated record. NCBI's taxonomy places the organism in Eukaryota, Metazoa, Arthropoda, Insecta, Diptera, Diopsidae. Gene Ontology annotation, molecular function: protein binding. The coding region runs from base 467 to 5944 and encodes 1825 amino acids.
CUACGUACGUCAAAUCAAAUUUGCAAACGAAAUAUAUUUAAGUUUUUGCUUUUGUUGUUGUUGUUGUAAUGAACCAAAUAAAGGAUGCUGCACUGAGAUAGCAAUAUAAAGAGCAAAUGAAAUGAAAUGAAAUAGGAGCAGCAGUAAUAAGAGAGCGGAUACUUUUCGUACUUAAUUUUCUUUAUAAGUGGCCAAAGCAAAAACGAAUAACGAGUAACGAGUAACCAACGAAUUGAGCUAAGACGCGGUAUAAUUGAAAAAAGCAAUUAAAUAAACUAUUUAAUAAAUAACAUUAAAGAUGCACCAAUGCAUCGCAGAAGUGCGAUAAUUGGGUACAUUACCCUUGCUCGUAUACGUGGUGGGGGCUCCCGUUUGGGGGCACCUAAUAAGGUCUACGCAAAUGCAGUAUUUAGCAGCCGAAACGUGCUAUAGAUACGCUGUGUCACCACGCCACCACUACCACUAAAUGCAGUGGAAGAAGAAAUUUACUCGAUUGAAAGCAGCUACAGGAAAUUCGCGUGCGCGAAGAAUGCUUUGUUGUGGACGAAGAAAGGAAAAUGGAAGAUCAGUUCCUGAUGUUACUGCAAGCCCAGGUCGUGCACCGCCGGGUCCAUUGCCAGCGAACCAGAUGCAAGCGCUGGCGAACCAACAACACCAGCAGGUGCAACAUCAUCAACAACAGCGACAAGGUGUUAAGGAACCAGUGUUGUUGCAGGGAGAUUUUCGUAAGGUGUCCGGUAUUAGUUCGGAAAUAUUCAGACAGAUAGAAGCUGUCGAAAAUGAUCAUGAUCCGAAUACAGCUGCCGCUUUGGAAGCGGUGGAACGACGCGGUGAAAUGAUAGUACGCAUACUAGAACCACGUUGCAUAGGUGGUAAGCAAGCAGUAGAAGCAGCACAUAAGUUAAUGGCCAAAGGCGAUGCUAGACAUACAGUACAGCUCGUUGAAAUAGUUAAACGCCCUGGUCAAACAUUAGGUUUAUAUAUACGUGAGGGUAAUGGUGCCGAUCGUACUGAUGGUGUUUUUAUUUCUCGCAUCGCAUUAGAGUCUGCGGUAUACAAUAGUGGUUGCCUGAGAGUGGGCGAUGAAAUUUUAGCAGUAAAUUUGGUUGAUGUGACCCACAUGUCCUUGGAUGAUGUUGUUAUUAUUAUGUCAAUUCCCCGGCGCCUUGUAUUGGCCAUACGACAACGACGUGGUAAUCGUGGUACUGGUUCUCCAGGUCCAUCAACACUUUCACGACCAGAACAAAAGCCACCACCGGUUGUCGUUAUAAAACGUGAUCUCAGAGAUGAAGACUUAGAUGAACAAGACCGCAUGCCAAGAUCCAGAUCAUCACGCGAAAGACGUACAGGAGAUGGUCGAGAGAUGACAGAAUCCCGUUCACGACUUGGUUUAGGAUUAAACAAUUAUAGCCCCCAGUCAGAACAGCUUGAUUUGUAUUAUAAUACACGAGCUGGAGUUAGUUCAAUGGCUGAGCCACCUAGUUGGGGUUAUAAACCACCACCACCGCCAUCAGUGAUCACAGAACAACCUAAAGGUCAUGCAUUUGCGCCUUCACAUGCUUAUUAUCAAAAUGCAGAUACACUCGAGAGUUUAGCAGAAAAAGUACAUUCAUUUUAUCCUGGUGGACCAUCAAGACGUAUGUCGACCGGUACUGGAGUUAGUUUAGCUCAACAACAUGCACGUUUUCCUCGUUCAGGUUCUGAUCAACAUUUGCCACGUGUUGAAUAUGCAGAUUAUUCCAAUUCUCUUGGACGACAUUCGCUUCUACGUUCUAGUCUGAAGCCGAGUGGCGGUGCUCCACCAAUGGCCGUUGGUGGUACUUUAGGCCGUUAUGGUCGUUAUGAACCACCGCGUUCAUCGAAAUAUGGUCCACCAGCACCUGGACCGCAGUCAUUAACGCGACGCUCACGGCCAAAUCUCGAUUAUUCAAGCGAUACAGAAGCAACGAUUGGCCCACGUCCUAGUUAUUAUUAUUACAAUAGACCUGCCAUUGGUAGUAUGCCUCGUGGCUCGACAGCGGUUGGUGCAACAAGUAUGCUUGGCGGUGGUCCAGAUAUGGCGAAAUUUAAUUCGUUACCACGUGAACGACCAGGUGUACGAUUGCAAGGUAUCCGAUCACGUAUUGGAGAUCGAAUUAUGGAUGAAAGUGAUGGAAAUAUAUCUGCACCAGAGUUUAAUGCACGUCGCGAUCGAGAUUUGCGCUCCAGAAUUACUGCCAGUCCAUCAAUAUUCACUUCUGAUGAGUAUCGUGCAUGGUUAAGACGUGCCCCCAGUAGUUCGGCAAUUGCUGAGCAGAUGCGUAUUACAAGGGAUCUACUUAGUCAGCCAAGAUCACAUCGAUUUUCUUGUAGUGCCGAAAACAUACAUGAUGCGCUCAAAAAUACUGAAAGCAUCUACUCCAGCCGCACUGGUAUACUUGGCACUGGUACUCUUGAUAGACAUCUUGGUAUACCACGUCCUAUAUCUGCGCUACCAGUACGUUCAAUGUCAUCACAACAUAUUGGUGGACCGUCAUCUAUACGUUCUCCUAGUAUACGACGAAUGCGUCAACUGCUUGAGCUUUCUGCUGGUCCAGCUAGUCCGAGCGGUAGCAUAAUCAGUACUGGUGGACAUCAAAGUCCAGCACCUACACCAAGUGCCACAUUACCACGAACGCACAGACAAAUUGAUAUUAAUCCAGCCGAAUUUGCCAAGUAUAAGCUCGACAAACCGAUAGUCGAUGUUGGUGGUGUAUCAGGCAUGUUGUGGAUACACUUAUUGGCAGGCCGUGGCCUACGUUCAACACCUGAAUUAGGCGCACAGCAUGCUAGCCAAGCCCUACCACAAACACGUGAUCUGUACUGUGUUAUUGAAUGUGAUCGCGUGCAUAAAGCGCGUACGGUAGUACGUUCUGGUGACCUCCAAUUCGACUGGGACGAGUCUUUCGAGCUGGACUUGGUUGGCAAUAAGCAAUUAGAUGUACUUGUAUACUCGUGGGAUCCACAACAUCGACACAAAUUAUGUUAUCGUGGAGCGAUUUCACUGACAUCGGUGUUGCGGCAAUCACCGUUGCAUCAAUUGGCAUUGAAAGUGGAACCACGAGGCACAAUUUAUAUACGUAUGCGACAUACUGAUCCAAUAACACUUUACAAACGACGUGGUUUACCCAGUUUACGUGCUGGUUACCCUACGCUGUUUGGUGCCGAUCUUGAAUCAGUUGUUAAUCGUGAAUCAAAAGGUGCUCCUGGUAGUGCUCCUGUGCCAAUUGUAUUGCGACGUUGUGUUGAAGAGGUCGAACGGCGUGGACUCGAUAUAAUCGGGUUAUAUCGCUUGUGUGGUUCAGCGACUAAGAAACGUUUGCUACGUGAGGCUUUUGAGCGUAAUAGCCGUGCUGUGGAAUUGAGUCCCGAACAUGUUCCUGAUAUUAAUGUUAUAACCGGUGUGCUAAAAGAUUAUCUUAGAGAGCUCCCCGAACCAUUAUUUACUCGAUGUCUCUUCCAAAUGACAGUCGAUGCAUUGGCUGUCUGUCUACCCGACGAUCCUGAAGGUAAUGCUAAACUUAUGUUAAGCAUACUGGACUGCCUGCCUAGGGCGAAUAGAGCCACUUUAGUUUUCCUACUCGAUCAUCUGUCACUGGUCGUUUCUAAUUCCGAACGAAAUAAGAUGUCAGCUCAAGCUUUAGCUACUGUUAUGGGACCACCGUUAAUGCUACAUUCAGCCAGCGCACAGCCAGGAACAGAUUUCGAUCAUGCCCAACCAAUUGCAGUACUUAAGUAUCUUCUACAAAUUUGGCCACAGCCACAAGCACAACAUCAUCAAGCACAAGCUGCACUCGGAGGAGCCAUGUUAGGCAGCAUGGUCGGUGCUGGUAUCGCUGGCAGUAUGAGCAAUAUGGCAGGCGUUGUUUCAGGUCGGCGCGGCGAGUCAACAGGGCAGCGUGGAAGCAAAGUCAGUGCGUUGCAAGCGGACAGACAACUUCUACUGCAGCAGCAGCAGCAGCUCAUGGCGGCGGGCAAUCUUCUACGCUCGUCCACUUCGGUAACCAACAUACUCUCCCAAGGCCAUCAUCCGCACUCAGCCACAGUCAACAGUCAUCUGUAUCAAUCAGUAGUGGGUCAGUUAGCUCAAUCGCCUCGAGCCUUGCAACAAGCGGUGCAACAGCCCCAUCAAUUGGUGGGCUCAGCGGGCUCAGUAAUUCACGACCAGUCGCCACUGCCACUUCCAGGCACACCCUCCCCAGGCAGUAGUUCAGCAUCAACGGGUUCAGGUUCGGGAUCAGGUAAAAGUACUGACACAAUAAAACGGGGCGCUUCACCAUCUUCAGUUAAACAAGUCAGAAUACAAGAAUCCGUUAGUACAUAUUCUAUAAAUCACAAGAAAUCAGUUAAAGAUUCACCAACCGAUGAAGCAACCACAGCAGCAACUGACGCAACAACUACAACGACACGCAAAAGCGUCGAUUUUUAUGAAUCGCACAAACCUCAGACGAAGAUGGAAGAUAGUAGCAUUUCAAACAAAUAUGGUGAAACAUCAAAAGCACGCAAUGGUAGCACUUACAGUAGCUUGGGUGCAACAGCUGGUAAGUCGGCAAUUUCAACACUUUCCACCGAAGACUAUAAAGCAAUGCGUAACAAAUCGAGCACAACCUCAUCUUCAUCAUCAUCACAAGCAACAGUGUUGAGUGCUGGUUCAACUGCAACAUCAGCAGCUACCACAUCAUCUGAUGACUCCGAUGACUUGGUGUCAUAUAAAUCAUCUGCUUCUACCAAUGCGUUACUCGCCCAAUCACAAGCGAUGACCACAUCGCAACUGAUGUCAAAAUAUUUAAAACGAGAGCCACGUGUUCAAUUUACACCAAUCAAAUCACCCGAUUCACCUUCACCACCUGAUAGUGACAACAUACCUAAGGGUACUUAUCACUUGACAGGCAGUAGCAGCAAGACAAGUAGUUCAACAGGUGCAAUCAGUAAAUACACAGCCACUCCAUCAAAUAUUUCGGCAUCCUUAUCACCAUCGAGUGCAUUAUCCUCCACUUCGGCUUAUGGAACAUCGGAAACAAACUUAACGAAUACAAGUAGCAGCCACAAGGUAUCUUCACCGUCUAGACAAAUAAGCAGUAGUAUUAGUAGUGGAAUAGGUAAAGAUUCUGUACCACCACGACCACCACCAAUAUCAACAACAGCAUCAUCAACUUCAAUUGUAUCGACCGGAAGACGACUUUUCGAUAGUUUAGCAACAGCAACAGCAAACGAAAAGGACACAAAAUCGGGCACAGCCAGCACAACGUCAACCACAAAUUAUACUAAUGAUACUAAAAAUUUAGUUGGUAGUUAUAUUAGCAAUAAGCAGCAAAGUUCAGAAUACAAAAGUUUAGGUAGUACAUUAUUUGGUGGGGGCAACGGUAGCAGUACUAGUCCUUUUGUUACCAAUGGUAGUUCGAAUGGGGCUCACAAUGCAAUGCAUCUAUAUGGUACAUUACCGAAGAAUGGUACAAGCGGUGGUAAUGGUUCCUCGGGAAGUGGCCUAUUUAGUUCGACUGGUUCUAGUGCAUUUUACUCAGCCACAUCAUCGGGAGCAGCCACAGCCAGCAGUAGUGGUGUUAGUUCUAUGACUGGUUCAACUAAUAGUUAUGAUUUCUAUACAAGCUCAACGUAUGCUUCAUCAUCCGUUACUGCAAGCACGACAAGACCAUUUGCAAAUGGCAGUAGUAGUUAUGGCAGCAAUGGUGCAGGUAAUUAUCAUACUUUAGGUACGUAUAGAGUGCAAUAUGCAGCUACAAAUCCAUUUUUGGAUGCAUUCGAUGCACCAGCAAGCGGUAAUGGAAAUGGUAAUAAUGGCAGCAAUAAUCACGGUUCUGGUGAGCAAUCACAACAAAGCCAUAGUAGUCAUCGUACAUCACUGUUAACUGCUUUUCAUUCUAGCGACUCGAAAAACGGCAGUGAUGAGUACGAUGACUUAAAGUAAAUUAUGAA